CUUUGUGGGAACAGACUUUGCCCCGGAGUUUUAUCAUUAAUUGACAUUCCUAGAAGAAGGAGAGGAAUUACGCUGUAUGUUUUCCAGACUUUUUCAGCAGCUCAAUGGCCUCCCCGAAGAAGAAACUUCAAGGUCUUGUUGCUGCGACCAUCACGCCAAUGACUGAGCAUGGAGAAAUCAACUUCUCAGUCAUUGGUCGGUAUGUGGAUUAUCUCAUAGAAGAACAGGGAGUGAAGAAUAUCUUUGUGAAUGGCACGACAGGAGAAGGCCUGUCCCUGAGCAUCUCAGAGCGCUGCCGGGUCGCGGAGGAGUGGGUGACAGAAGGGAGGAACAAGUUGGAUCAGAUAGUAAUUCACGUGGGAGCACUAAGCUUGAAGGAGUCACAAGAACUGGCCCAACAUGCAGCAAAAAUAGGAGCCGAUGGCAUCGCUGUCAUUGCACCUUUCUUUCUCAAGCCAUGGAACAAAGAUGUCCUGAUUAAUUUCCUAAAGGAGGUGGCCGCUGCUGCCCCUGCGCUGCCGUUUUACUACUAUCACAUUCCCGCCUUGACAGGGGUAAAGAUUCGUGCUGAGGAGUUGUUGGAUGGAAUUCAGGAUAAGAUCCCCACCUUCCAAGGGCUGAAAUUCAGUGACACAGAUCUCUUAGACUUCGGGCAGUGUGUUGAUCAGAAUCGCCAGCAACAGUUUGCUUUCCUUUUUGGGGUGGAUGAGCAACUGUUGAGUGCUCUGGUGAUGGGAGCAACUGGAGCAGUGGGCAGUACCUAUAACUACCUGGGAAAAAAGACAAACCAGAUGUUGGAGGCUUUUGAACGGAAGGACUUCUCCUCGGCCCUGAACCAUCAGUUUUGUAUUCAGAGAUUUAUCAACUUUGUGGUCAAACUAGGUUUUGGAGUGUCGCAGACCAAAGCCGUCAUGACUCUUGUCUCUGGGAUUCCAAUGGGCCCACCCCGGCUUCCACUACAGAAAGCCUCUAGGGAGUUUACUGAUAAUGCAGAAGCUAAACUGAAAAGCCUAGAUUUCCUUUCUUUCACUGAUUUAAAGGAUGGAAACUUGGAAGCUUGUAGCUAGUGCCUCUCUAUCAAAUCAGGGUGUGUACGUUGAGAUAUAAUCCACUUUGAAUACUGCAUUCAUUUCUCAAAAACUUUUUAGAUGAGUUUGAACUAAACUUUCCUAGCAAAUGAAAUCUUGCAUCAAUCAACAAGUAUUUAAAUACCUACUAUGAUCUUUUAAAAGUUUUAAUUUAUGAAGGGGCACAAACUCUAAAAGGAGUUAUGAGCCCUAAGUCAUUCAAUAUGUCACAGAAUUUUGGUGGAGAAGUUUUUGCAUAAAUGGAUAAUAUGGAAUCAAGAGGAAAAUUGUAAUUGAUUAAUUCCAUCUGCCUUUGGGAGCUCCCAUUAUCUUGAUUUCUGGUUGUUAAUCCUAUUUUAAAGUUUUCUAAUUUUAAACCACCAUAAUGUACUUUCAUUUUAAUAAAUAUUCAUUUGGAAUCUAGGAAAACUCUGAGCUAUUGCAUUUAGACAGACAUGCUAACUUUAAUGCCAGAUUACAGUGAGACUCAACUAUGCACAACUGUUAACAAACCAGUUCACUUGGCUGCUCAGUCUAACUCUAGAAUAUCUGCUUUCGGAUUAAUUGCGAUGUCGCAGUUUUCCCCAAAAACAUUGGGUUAGGUGAAGACUUGCUUCAGUUACUAUAACUAAAGGGCCAUUAGGGUGGUUUUCACAUAACAAAGGAAAGGCCUUCCCCAAAGAUGAAUUCAAGUCUCUAAUUGUUGCUAUAGAGAACUUCUCAAAGUUUCAAAGAGCUCUCUGCUCUGGGCACCACAAACUUCCCCUUUCCUCACUGAGAAGAAAGUGUCCCUCAGCAGUGCCCUGAAUUAUUGGAAAUGAAAGCCAGCAUCCCUUCUGCCGUGAGCCCAGGGGCUACUUACUGUUAUUUCCCAGUCACAUUUUCACACAGUCACUUUUCAGUGAUAAGAGAUUUAGGGAGGACCUAAAGAUUUAACUUUAACUUUCUCUACACACCUUCUUUACUUUUUUCUUUUUCUGGACUAUAUAACUGGCUGCUCAGUCUCCUCUCUAACAAACCCUGGUACAUGCCUUCCAGUAACAAAGUGUACUGAUGGUCAAUCCUUAGUGAUUUUAAACUGGACUAUCCAGUCUAAUAACUACCUAAGAUUUUAUUUUGUUUCUUAUCUAAUUAGUCUGCUCAUUGGCAGAGGAAAAGUAUUUGAAAUUCAUAUCAGUUUACUCUAUUUUUUAAUUUUUAAAAAUUAAAAAAGUGUUUGCAAAAUGAGAA
Molecule: messenger RNA, 2297 nt
Organism: Lagenorhynchus albirostris (white-beaked dolphin)
Lineage: Eukaryota; Metazoa; Chordata; Mammalia; Artiodactyla; Delphinidae
Gene: NPL
Product: N-acetylneuraminate pyruvate lyase
Exons: 11
Coding region: 105-1067 (320 amino acids)
Biological process (GO): N-acetylneuraminate catabolic process; carbohydrate metabolic process
Molecular function (GO): 4-hydroxy-tetrahydrodipicolinate synthase activity; N-acetylneuraminate lyase activity
Source: RefSeq, a predicted model, not a curated record